Molecule: messenger RNA, 995 nt
Organism: Penaeus vannamei (Pacific white shrimp)
Lineage: Eukaryota; Metazoa; Arthropoda; Malacostraca; Decapoda; Penaeidae
Source: RefSeq, a predicted model, not a curated record
AAGAAAACAAGACAUGAAACAAGACCAACGUAAACACAUUUUCUAGUGCAGUGGCAUAAUUUCAACACAUGAGAGCUAUUUUAUUCAACUGGUGUUCCUAAGAAGGUAUGCGGCGAGUGAUGGAAUAUCCCAGAGAUCUCUUAUAAGAUAGUGUCAAUAAUGAUAUCAACACACAUUUUGUGGCCAGGAUAAGGAUGUUUUCCUUGCGUAUAGUAACAGUGGACCACUAUCAGGGGACUCCUGUCAAUGGUCUUGAUCCACAGUAUUCUACCUUCCGCGGGGCACCAGUAAAGCGUGUUCCUGUCUUGCGCAUCUUUGGUGCUACGCCAGCAGGCCAGAAGGCAUGCUUACACGUACAUGGAGUUUUUCCAUAUAUUCUUAUUCCGUACGAUGGUGCAGAAUCUCUUUCUCGACUGCCAUACAUUCUGGCAGCAGCUUUGGAUAAGGCACUUAACAUUGCUUUGGGAAAUGCAAAUUCAAAUGCUCAACAUGUCUAUAAAGUGCAGCCUGUGUCAGGAAUACCGUUCUAUGGAUAUCAUGCAAAGGAGCACCAAUUUCUCAAAAUUUUCUUCUAUAGCCCUGUCAUUGUGAAAAAAGCGGCAGAACUAUUACAGAAUGGGGUGAUUAAUAACAAGAUCUACCAACCACAUGAAGCCCAUGUGCCAUAUGUGCUUCAGUUCCUGAUGGAUCAUAAUUUACAUGGGAUGAACAUGGUCCAUUUGGGUACCUGUAAAUUUAGGAGGAAAAAAGAAAUGGGAGAUAUCAAGGAAUCUGCAAAACAGCACCCUGAAGUAGUAUUCCUGGGCCAUCUUCUGCCGACACUGUUUCUCAUGAGUCUUUUAGUAGUAACAGCAGCCAGAUAAAACCAAGUACUAAAGUAUGGACAGAAGAGAGCAUACCACAGCACCUUUGGCUAACAGAAACUGUGUCCCGGUCGACUACUUGUGAAGUUGAGGUGGACGCUCUGUUCUCUGAUAUCAUUAACAAAAUACAGC